AACAUCACCUGCUCCCUCUCUAUCUCACUCUCACGCUCACCUUGACUUCUUACCUCAGUUUCGCUCUGUCCUCAAUCCUCUCCAACUUACUGGGUUAGCCGAGUCCUCGUGAUCGACGCCAAUACCACUGCUGGGCCAUCCUCCAUCCCACGCUCUUUGACCACCUGCCGAUCAAUUCAUCCCAUCUGCUGGUGCUGCAAAGUCCUGCCCGUCUCGCCCUCUGUGAAGCUCCUCAUUGCACCCACUCACGACUCCCUCAACACCCUCGGGAAACACCACCCUAGCACUGCUCUCCUCCCACCGACCCACCUCAAACUCAACCAUAUAUAUGACAUUUGCCAAUCCACCGGAUCCCACGGUUCAUCGUCGGUCCACACGGCAACGGCAACAGGUCGCCUUUCCUCCCUCGCGAACAUCCAGCAAGGGGCUGGCUCAAAGACCAGAGGCAGAGGCAGAAGCAGAAGCAGAAGACGUCGGAACAGUACCAGAUGCAAAAGGGAAAAGAGCACGAAGCCAAAGUCUAAAGCCCUAACCACUGAUACCACGAGUGACUGCCACGAGGAACUCAACGCCAUCCGGUAUCGACCUCGGUGGCCCUCCUUGGUUCGACCUGCCGGGCACAAGUUCUUAUCUGCUUUCCACCUUAACCAAGCUGGGACCCGCCUGCUGGAAAUGCCGCAGGCUUUGCUGCCCCUCCCCACGUUCAUUCGCCUUUUGCACGACACGGCCCAUUUCGAGUGACCAACUCCGUUCCCUGCAGUGUUCGAUCAUCGCGCAUUGCUUGCAUGCCCACCUGCGUCUCGAGAUCCUCUCGUGCUCCAAAGCAUAUUGCGCAUCCCACUGUCGCCCUCAAUUCGGUUGAGGGCCCACCCCAUAUCGUCUCGAAGCCACCAUACUAGUUGCUCCCCCUCUGACGACCCUACCCACCUUGUGCUCUCCAAUCUCUCAAAAGGGUGCCAGCUUCCUGCAACACCGAGAACUUUCGCAACGAAGCCUCCCAGUGCCCGUCGCGCUGGCUCCUCCUCAGUUCCCGCUCACUGCUUGUGAGCCCAAUUCCUCACCGGACCGAGCAUCGUCUCGACGACGGCCGAGGCCAUGUCGGUCAUGACCAGUGAGCCGCCUACACCCACACGGACCUCGAGCGGCUUCAGCCUCCUUUCCAAAAUCAAAUCUCACAAGGAAUCCAAAUACCUUAGCCCUUCCAAGCCGCCGGUCCAUCGGACAGGCAGUUAUGGCAGCAACUACGACCAUCCGACGCGAUCGUCGCCCUUCUCACUCCCUGCCCAGGAAGGCGCAGGAGCAAAAGCCCGGCGCCUGAGUGCGGAUCCCCGAGACGAUUUCUUCGUCGAUGUCUGUCCCCUCGAAGACGAAUUCGUCUCGGCUUCCAAGAUAGGCCGUCGGAAAGAGAUCGGGAAGGGCGCGAGCGCAACGGUCAAGAUCAUGCUGCGCAAGGGCGAGAAAAAGAGCGAAGGGACGCCACUGUAUGCUGUCAAAGAAUAUCGCAAGAAGUCUGCAAGGGAAACGGAGGAAGAGUACAUUCGCAAAGUCAAGUCGGAGUAUACGAUCGCCAAAUCCCUCAACCACCCCAACAUUGUGCAAACGGUCCGGUUGUGCACGAACAACGGCCGCUGGAAUCAUGUCAUGGAGUAUUGCCAGCAAGGCGAGCUCUUCAGCCUAGUGGAGCGAAAGUACCUGAAGGCAGAGGACAGGAACUGCAUAUUCAAGCAAGUCCUUCGUGGGGUCAAUUACCUGCAUGAACACGGCAUUGCCCACCGGGAUAUUAAACUCGAAAACCUGCUCAUGACGGACGACGGGCACAUCAAGAUCACUGAUUUUGGUGUCUCGGAGGUCUUCUGUGGCGAUCAUCCCGGCGGCGCUCUCUCCAGAGGACUGUGUGGACAAGGCAUGAGAGAGGCUCGCAAGUCAGCUCCCGGUAUUUGUGGUUCGAAGCCGUACAUCUCACCCGAGGUUUUGGCUCAAGAGAAGGAAUACGACCCCACCAAGCUGGACGUAUGGGGGUGUGCGAUCCUUUUCAUGACCAUGUUUCACAUCGGCAACCCGUGGCAGAGUGCGAGCAAGAAAGAGAUGAACUAUGCUCUCUUCCUGGAAGGCUGGCAAGCGUUUCUGGAGCGAUUCAAGGACUCGGCGAUCGAUGAGAACUGCCAUCCGCAAUGUGGGCCGGUGUUCAAUGCUCUGCCGUCGAAUUCGAUACGGCGGUGUAUCCUCAAGAUGCUCCACCCGGAUCCCGAACAACGAUGCAGCAUCGGCGACGCUCUGAACGAUCGAUGGAUCAAGGGGGUCGACUGCUGUUCACGCGAGGACAUUGGACCGACCUUUGAUGCGAUUGACGUGUCCAAGACGGGGUGUCACAAGGUGGCGGCCAGAAUGAAGGUGCAAGCCAAACAUGACCAUCUGCCGCCACCCGUCAAGCGGCUGCCACAACAUCGCUUUGAUAUGGGAGAUGGCACCUCUCGCUAUGACUGAAGCCGAGAAAAGCCUGAUCCGGCUCGCUUCCGUCCACAGGUAUUUGCAUCUCUUUUUUUGCAUCUUUUAUCCGAGACGGGGAGGCCUCCUUAUCUUCUUUGUUUUCUUCCUUCUGUGGACGACUCUCGGCUGCGUUACGAAGUGCUCGGAAUCGCGGGUGUACAGAGGUCCCUUGGUUGGCAGUUCCAGGUGGGAGUUGUGUAAUGACGUUUUAUGGGUUGUAAGUAUAUACGGGUGUCCUUGGGAUCCCCCCCAAAAAACUGGGUGGUAGACUGCAGUCGCGAUUGCGUUUAGCUGUGGCUAUGGGAUAUACAUAGCAUAUAACAGGUACACCAAAAAGCAAGGCCAAAAACGCUCGAACCAGGGCGAUAGCAGGCAACAACUGGCGUGGAUUAAAAUGGACUGGAAAUUGCCCGUCUUUGAAUA
Molecule: messenger RNA, 2910 nt
Organism: Cladophialophora immunda
Lineage: Eukaryota; Fungi; Ascomycota; Eurotiomycetes; Chaetothyriales; Herpotrichiellaceae
Exons: 2
Coding region: 1096-2484 (462 amino acids)
Biological process (GO): regulation of cytokinesis; protein phosphorylation; mitotic cell cycle
Cellular component (GO): nucleus; cytoplasm; centrosome
Molecular function (GO): protein kinase activity; ATP binding
Source: RefSeq, a predicted model, not a curated record